Messenger RNA from Pungitius pungitius (ninespine stickleback), 4182 nucleotides. It is a transcript of the gene sgpp1b, whose product is annotated as sphingosine-1-phosphate phosphatase 1b. NCBI's taxonomy places the organism in Eukaryota, Metazoa, Chordata, Actinopteri, Perciformes, Gasterosteidae. The record is from RefSeq and is a predicted model, not a curated record. Gene Ontology annotation, molecular function: sphingosine-1-phosphate phosphatase activity. The coding region runs from base 858 to 2327 and encodes 489 amino acids. The transcript is spliced from 3 exons. Gene Ontology annotation, biological process: sphingosine metabolic process. Gene Ontology annotation, cellular component: endoplasmic reticulum membrane.
CCAUCCAAUGUCUAUCUUAAUUCUUUAAAUACAGUCCUCAAUAUUAUUAUUUUAUCCCAAAACAAUUGUACAUUUUCGACGUGUUUUUUCGUUGGUUUGUUUUCUUGAAUCUUUACAUUUAAAACGUUUAGGAUAAAAAUGGGUAUUAAAAAGGUUUGGAUAUUUAAUAUUUAAUUAACGUAACGGUUUCCUAACCCUGGACAGCAAAAGCCAGUAUAGCCCUGAUGUGGACACACGCAAUUUGACGCUGUUUCUAGUCAUUUGAUACGUUCUUAUUGAAGUAAGGAGACUUCAGAGUUUGGGUGCCAUUUAUUAUUGAUUAGCACUUUUAAAAUAAAGCAUUAAGAACUGCACAGAAGCUAAAUAAAAUAUAGGGAUAACAUUAACAUAUUCCGUGUGUUUUUUCGAACGUCAUCGAUGUAUUGAGUAAAUGUCCAACCGCACGUGAACGCACCGCGCUGAACGCGCUCCUCUCGAGUGCUCCGCACAUCUGUCAGUUGGAGGACACUUCUCGUGUAGCGGGUCGCUCAACGCGUCCAGACGCUGUCGAUCAACAACCGGACCCGGCUCGGUUUUUCUGUCAUCCUCUUACUGUGGGGAAAAACACAACCAUUUUAUCGGUUAGCUCCUUUUUUUGUUUAGUUGUUUUUAAUUUAUAGCAACUGCCGUUGUAAGUUGUUGAUGUUUGGGGAUCACUCUGUCGUGAUGCACGGGUUAGCUAACAGUUAGCCAGCGUUAGCCGGAGUGCUAACCGUUAGCUAGCGUUAGCCGGAGUGCUAACGGUCAUCUGCAGCCGUGAACCCGGGUGCGGUUGAAGCGGAGUCCGCUUACGGGUUGGUCAACAACCCGCAGUAAACAUGGGGAAAAUAACCAGGUUGGUAGACCUGUACCACUAUCUCCAAGACCCCCACCUUGUGGCUCGAUUUCAGCACUUUUGCGGAGUACGCGAGACGAGAACCGUAACCUCCACCGCGGCGGCGGGAAAGGGAGCAGACCGGACUCAUGAGCACAAUAACGGGACUUGCCGUCGCCGCGUCACCGGGGGAGACGACAGCGAAUGCCUGGCCGCCAUCGGAGCCGGUGAAGGGGAGAAAGUACAGACGGCGGCGUUGGAGGGUGUUGGAAAGAGGGUCGUCAGUUCGAACGUGGCGGCGAACCGAGGGGAGGAAAGUGAAAAUCCGCCCCGGAACGGAGCGCUGGUCUCCGCGGUGACCGCUGUGGGAGAAGCGGGCAGAAAGGGACGAAGCGCCCCCGCCGCCGGGGCUCGGACGGACCCCAGCGGCAACGACAAAGAACCCGGGAGCAGCAGCACGGUCAAACCCCUACGGAAGAACUCUCUGACGGGCGACGCCGGGCAGGAGUUCCUCAUCCAGAACCGGUUCCUGUACUACGCCUUCACGUUCGGAACCGAGCUGGGCAACGAGCUGUUCUACAUCACCUUCUUCCCGUUCGUCACGUGGAACGUGGACGCCUUCGUGAGCCGCCGGCUGAUCAUGGUCUGGGUCUGGGUCAUGUACCUGGGCCAGUGCACCAAGGACCUGCUGGGCUGGUCCCGGCCCGCCUCGCCGCCCGUGAUCAAGGUGGAGAUGUUCUACAACUCGGAGUACAGCAUGCCGUCCACGCACGCCAUGUCGGGCACGGCCAUCCCCUUCUCGCUGUUCUUCAUGACCUACGGCCGCUGGGAGUACCCGUUCACUGUGGGCUUCAGCCUGGCUCUGUGCUGGUGUCUGCUGGUCUGCGUCAGCCGGAUCUACAUGGGGAUGCACUCAGUCCUGGACGUCAUCGCCGGCGUCCUCUACAGCGUCCUCAUCCUGCUCUUCUUCCUGCCGGCGUUGGACCUGAUCGACGGCUUCAACCUGACGUGCCGCUACGCCCCGCUCAUCAUCGUGUGCCUGCACCUGGGCCUGGGCCUCUUCUCCUUCAACCUGGACACCUGGAGCACCUCGCGGGGCGACACCGCUCAGAUCCUGGGCACCGGCGCCGGCGUGGCGCUGGCCUCGCACCUCAACAACCGCCUGGGCCUGAUGCCCGACCCCGCGCCGGACCAGCUGCCCUUGGCCGCGCCCGCCCUCGGCGCCGGGCUGCUGGCGGCGGCGCUGCUGCGGCUGGUGCUGGGCGUGCUGGUGCUGAUGGCCACGCGGGCGCUGAUGAAGGCCGUCACCAUCCCGGCGGUGUGCCGCGUGUUCGGCGUGCCCAGCGGCGACGUGAGGAAGGCCCGGCAGCGCAUGGAGGUGGAGCUUCCCUACCGCUACAUCGUCUACGGGGCGGUGGGCUUCAACGUGCUCUUCCUGGUCCCGCUGCUCUUCAGCUGCACUCGGCUCUCCUGAUCCAAGGGAGUAACGCGUGACCCGCUGGGUCAGAGCCAGUCUUCCUCCUCCUCCUCGUCUUCCUCCAGCUUCAUCCUGAGGACUCACUGUAAACAUGCCACUGACCACUAACCCGUGUCUUAGUAUUUACAUUCAACACAGAACCACACAAGAACAUUUUUAGUGACUGGACUCGAGUGCAGAGCUAAUCGUUGAUUCUUUGAAAAUACCUGCAGGGACAUUUUUCAAUUCAGGAGCUAAACUGUGUGGUUCUUUGUCGGGGAGCUUCUUAAUAUUUUUUAUUUAAUCUUCUCAGCAAUACCGUUUUAUACUUCAUCAUUCCAGUGUCGGAGGUUAUCCUGCCGGUGACCUUUGACCCCUGUGGGUCAGACACGGUUUUGGACUGACUUUGUGGAGGUGUUUGACCUCUUGUGUGCAAGGACACUUUGUCUCUUGUUUCAGAAGCUGCUCUGGGAUCGAUCUGCUUCUUUAUGUGAUGACAGGAAUCUUUCUCUUUUUAUAACACUGUACACCGGCCUCCUGCUAGAUGCUCUAAUGGCUUCCAUGGUGGAGGUUAGGAGGGAGGAGAGGAAGGAAGGAAGGAAGCAAAGAUAAGAGACAGGAGGGAGGACAGAGGGCUGAUGAAGGGAGAAAACACCUUAGGCAAAUAAAGUUAAUAUUUCAUACAAUAUACUUUUUCAAAGUUGUAAUGUUUUCAGAAAAAGGUUAUUAAAUGCAGAAUGAAAAUAAAAUAAGAAAAAUGGGACUUUAUUUAUCAUGAUUUUACUUUGUUGCAGUGAUAAAAAAGUCCAGCAGUGAUAUUUCAACUCUGCUCUUGAGUCGCAGUAAACAGGAAGUCGAGACUUUAAUCCUCAUCACGUUUUAUAAAACUUUAUAAAACAGUUUGUAUCGAAGCAGGAAGAGAAACUCAAAUUACACUUCACAGAUUUUCAUACUAAAAGUGUUUCUGACGAUUCAACACCAGCUAAAGUUCCUGUUUGUGUCCAAAGGAACGGAAACAAGAUGCCAGAUAACACACACACACACACACACUCGGGUUUCUCACCUGCACCAGCUGUGACUGAAGUGCCUUUUUUCAGCUGACCUUGGCUGGUGACCUUUGACCUCAAGCAGAGAAAAACAACCUCUUCCUCUUGGGUCUUAUUUUGGCAGGUUGAUUUGUAUGUUGUUGUUCGAAUGGUACGGUCCUGAUAUAAAUGCACUGCCCCCCCCCCCCCCCCCCACCUGUGUUCCUUUAAUUGUUUUACGUUUCCAUGAGUUCAUUCACGUAAAGGUUUAAUUCUUCCAGGACUUUAGUUCAAGAGAAGAAUUGUUCUGUUGUUUAUGGAGAUGAACUAAAGAGUGAAGAGCGACGCUAAAUGGGAUUAAAGGAAACUUCCUGACCGUCGUCAUGACGACGCCGAGCCAAAUCCAUCUGAACUCAGGAUUUGGUUUCAUGUUUGUUUUGCCCAGACAAAGCUGCAAAAUGUAUAAAACUGAUUGAUAAAAAAAAACAGUAAUAAUUGUAAAAUAUAAUUCAUUAUCUUAUUUUGGGUUAUUUUUAAUAACAAUAUUUAUUCUUUCUAAAUCUUACUUUCACAUUUUAAUUUAGUCCUUGGUCAUAAUCAAAUUCUUUCAAUUCUGAUCUUGAAUUGUAUUUUUUGCAAAAACCAAUGUGUUUAAAAGGUAUUUGCAAUAGAAAUGAUUUGUUAUAAUCCCAUCAGUGGGUUUAUUUAUGAAUACAUUAAUCUUCUUAUUAUUUCAAAGACCUGACUGACUGUCGCUGCUCUUCCCUUUAGUGCCUUUAUUAUAAUUGUUAAUGUUCAGGUAUAUUUUUUGUUUUACUUUUUCCUGACUUGUUUUAGUUUUUCACAUU